Pseudo-nitzschia multistriata is the source of this 1418-nucleotide messenger RNA. The record is from the annotation of a GenBank genome assembly. Lineage: Eukaryota; Bacillariophyta; Bacillariophyceae; Bacillariales; Bacillariaceae.
CGCAUCGCACUGCAGUGCAUUCCGUUUCGUUCCUGCCCGCCGCAUGCCAUGCUGACCGACUACUCCAAGUGGGAUCGCCUGGAGGUUUCGAGCAGCGACGGGGACUCGGGGAGCGAGGACGAUGCCCACCCUGCGGCACCCCGGGUCACCCGGUUGGAGGCACCGAGCCGGAUCACCUUUGGGGGCGGGUCCCCCACCAUCGCCGCGUCUCCGCCGGCCCCCGGCCCACGCGCAAGCCCCGCCGCCGCACCCCUUGCGCCGCGGGAAGCGCCAGCCCCGGAGGGAACCGGUGCGGCGGGGGCACCCCCCGGCGGAAACGCAAGCGCACCUUCGGCGUGGACCGAGCGCGGUGGCCUUGUUUUCGUCGACGCCGCCGCACACGGGCACCGGGCCCGCAACCUCUACUGGUCGCAGGACCGGUACUCGGUGGUGCUCCGGCUGGAGCUGGAGGGGGCCGAAAAGGUCGGAUCGGUGACCGUCGGGGGGAUCCUCCCCUACCGCGACCGGUGUGCGGCCGCCGGGACGGCCAGGCCGGUGCUGUCGGCCGGGAGCAGGGACGGCACCGUGCUGCUGGAGGGGGAACUCCCGCACCCCGUCCACCUGGACGAGGACGAGGAGGUCGUGGACUGGUCCGUGGAAGCGGCUCCCUCGGAGGCGACCGGGAGGUACCUCUGCGUCGCGCUGCGCAAGGCCGUUCCCAUGCAGGGCCUGUCGGUGUGGUGGCGCCGUCCGCUGACGGAAUUCCCCGAAGCCGACCUCGGCGCCAUCCGGGGCGCGGAGCUUUCGAAGGGCGGCUCGGACGAGUUUCUCCGGGCAUGGGAAGAAGCCCACAAGGUGUUUCGGGAGGGGAAACCGAAGCGGUUGCCACGGAAUGGACCCGGCGGGCCGUGAUGCAAUCGCCGCAAGCGAAGGGUCCGAGGGGCGACGAAUGCGUCGUUCGAGAACCUAUUCGAACAACCGUCUCGUGCCAUGCAACGAGGAGAAAGCCGGUGCGAAUGUCUCUGAAAUGUAUAUCAUUGGGAGUGGGGCAAAGAGAGGUGAGGAAAUGAUGGUUUUUUUUGGCACAAUGGGGAAUGUUUGACACUGUACUAGUACUACCGAUCGAUGAGUGUUACAAUGACGAUAUAUUCUCAAAAAAAAAAGUAGAUAGAGACAUCGGAAUGCAAUUGACGAUGAAACCAUAAUCAGAGCAACGCUUAUUCGCUGCAGCAAAGCAGUACAGUCCCCUUCGAGGAGCAGCAUCGUUGUGAUAAUUUGGAAUGCAUCUAUCUGUUUCUUACGCAAAUCUCUCUGCCCAAACUUUUUUUUCGUUCAGGCGUUUGGUCAUCGGAAACGAGUUCUUCCCCGGCACGGUUGCUCUUGAUUUGGCAACAACGUUUGCAAGGCACUGCGCAUGACAGUAAAUCCAAGACUCGAGG